Messenger RNA from Candidula unifasciata, 251 nucleotides. Lineage: Eukaryota; Metazoa; Mollusca; Gastropoda; Stylommatophora; Geomitridae. The record is from the annotation of a GenBank genome assembly.
AUGGGCACUGUUAUACUAUUCACUAUCGGCGGUGGUGUUUCAAUUCUGGGCAUUUGGAGCAACAUCUUCAGCAUGGUCAUCUUUUACAAGCUCGGCCUCAAGGACAGCAUGUCUGUGGAACUCUUCGCUCUCUCAUUGACCGAUCUUUUGGUGGCAUUAGUCCAGUUCGUUAGUUGUACUUUCUACAUAAUCGGUAUCCUUUAUCCAGACAGUUCUCUGGACAUUUGGUCGCUGACUACUUUGGCCUUUGG